Messenger RNA from Ectocarpus siliculosus, 1482 nucleotides. Lineage: Eukaryota; Phaeophyceae; Ectocarpales; Ectocarpaceae. The record is from the annotation of a GenBank genome assembly.
AUGCCGGAAAACUGGACGCCGGCACACCUUGCUUCCAAGUAUGGCAACCUCGAUUUACUCGAAGUACUGGUGGAUAGAGGCGCCCGACUAGAGGCGAAGACAAAGCAAGGAUGGAAGCCAUUGCACUUUGCUGCUCGGGAUGGGCACCUUGCGUGCGUCGAGCUUCUCCUCAGCAAAAAGGCCAAGGCAUCGUGCGUCACCAAGGACUGUCUCUCUACCCCUCUUCACGUCGCUGCCAAUGCGGGCUUCGCUGACGUCUGUAGGCGCUUGCUGGAGGAGGACAUUGACCCCGACGCACGUGAUGUGAUCGACCGCACAGCAAUGCAUUUGGCGGCCGACCAAGGGCACCUGGAGGUGGUCAAGGCGCUGCUCGAGGGAGGGGCGAAGGUGGACGUGCUGGAUCACGACAGCUGGUCCCCUCGCCAAAGUGCGGAGUUCCGAGGCUUCCUGGAGGUCGCCGCGGUGCUCGCGAAGGACUACUCCGUCCUCAAAGAGGGGGAGGGGGCUACCAAGGGUGCAUCGGCAGCAUUGCCUCCCGCCCCGUGGCACAUCGAAAUAUUUGCCCAGGUUCGCCUAGACACCGCGAGGCAGCGAAAACUCCACGGCGUUUCUGUCGCGCGCGAAGGAGUGUACGCCAGGUAUGCCAACAUCUACAAGGAUCACGCCGCCCGGACCUACGCCCGCACGAUCGAGGCCUCUCGGCAGGAGAGGGGCGGGCUCGAGGCAUACCGUCGCCGCGUCGUGAAAGCAUCGACGGACGCGGAGCGCUACCGAGGGUACGUCGAGAUGGACACGCCCAGGGACGACCCCCACUGGGAGGAGGACGGGCUAGGGCUGCUGCCGGCCGACGGUGGCAGCACGUCAACGAAUUACGCGGCUUCUUCCAACGGCCGAGAGAGUGGCAGCGUUGCAGGAUUCUCCCCGUCAAGAAGCAGUGCCAACGUGGACGUUUCCUUGUCUAGCGAAAAAGAGGAUGGAGCAGGCAGAGGGCUCGUGCACGGCGACGAGACUGCCCGGCGUUGGCCAGUAGAUCGGGCUGCGCCCGAGUGCUCGAUGGGUGACGGCGGGGAGCCGGAGGCGCCUGCGGUAUCGAGGUUGGAUAGCGUCACCGACGACGAAAAUACCGCGACAACACGAAGAUCGUUCGACCAUGGUGGCGGUGGAGGUCGUGGUUGUUUCGUGGACGUGGUCCCGUUCAACAAUAUCCGCGCCAAGUACUUGAGACCGUGGAACGACACAGAGCUGUCCAGGCCCUACCACGUCGCCCCUUCGCCGACCUGGAGGGCGGAUAGAGCAGUAGGGACCCCAAGUUUGGCCUCGAGCGUGGGGUCAUCUAUUACCUCUACUGAUGCCUUUUCGGCUGCCGGAAGUGGGCAAACGUUGGAAGCGUACCGAAAGACAAACCUGAGGAACCCGGCGACGCACCGGCCGCGCAGCCGGACGUUGAACUGGAAGGAUGGGAAAGAAUGGCGCAUGAACUAA